AGACAAACAAAGGUAGGAAUUCGUACCGAAACUAAUAUAAGUACAUAAUAAUAUAAUACCUAUGUUCAAGUAUAAUGUUGUGAACACUUCAUUCGAGUGCGAUGCCACGGCUGCGAUAGUCUUUUGAUUCUGCGAUGUGCGUGUGAGUGAGACGAGCUCAAUCCGACAACAGGCUCCCAUCUGCCGGCAGAAAAACAACAAGAACCAUGGCGUCGCCAGCCGUCCUGCACGGGUUCUUCGCGUCGUCCUGCACGUGGCGGGUGCGCGCGGCGCUGGUGCUGAAGAGCAUCCCGUACGAGGAGCGCCACGUGGACAUCGUGCAUCUCAAGACGCACCUCUCCGACCAGUACCAGGCGGUGCACCCCGCGCAGAAGGUGCCCGCGCUUGAGAUCGAUGGCACGACGUUGGUGGAGUCGAUGGCGAUCCUGCAGUACCUGGAGGACACCCGCCCGCGCCCCGCGCUCGCCCCCGCCGCCCCCCUACCCCGCGCCCGCAUGAGGGAGAUCGUCGAGACAAUAGUGUCGGGGAUCCAGCCGCUGCAGAACGUGGGGGUGCGUGGCCUGCUGGGGUCGGACGAGGAGUACUCGGCCUUCAGUCGGGGCGCGGCGCGGCGCGGGUUGCAGACCCUGGAGGCACUUCUGGCCAGGUCCGCGGGGCAGUACUGCGUGGGCGACCAGCUCUCCAUGGCCGAUUUGUGCUUCGUGCCGCAGCUGUUCAACGCUGUCGGCAGACUGAAACUGGACAUCAGUGACCUUCCGACCAUCUCCAAGCUCUACGCGAAGUUGUCUAAAGAGGAGAUCUUCAUGAAGACUCAUCCCAGGACAGUCAAACAUCUUUCCGAAACAUAAAUAUUACACUUAGCUAAUAGUAACUCUUCCGAUAUUAAACAUUUAUUUAGUGUU
This is a messenger RNA of Plutella xylostella (diamondback moth), 902 nucleotides long. RefSeq names its product glutathione S-transferae zeta 2 (gene GSTz2). Gene Ontology annotation, biological process: L-phenylalanine catabolic process; glutathione metabolic process. NCBI's taxonomy places the organism in Eukaryota, Metazoa, Arthropoda, Insecta, Lepidoptera, Plutellidae. Gene Ontology annotation, molecular function: maleylacetoacetate isomerase activity; glutathione transferase activity. Gene Ontology annotation, cellular component: mitochondrion; cytoplasm. The record is from RefSeq and is a predicted model, not a curated record.